AGCAGGCAGGGAAACAGAAACACACCUCGGCAGAGCAGGCAGGGAAACAGAAAUACACCUCAGCAGAGCAGGCAGGGAAACAGAAACACACCUCAGCAGAGCAGGCAGGGAAACAGAAAAACACCUCAGCAGAGCAGGCAGGGAAACAGAAACACACCCUAGCAGAGCAGGCAGGAAACAGAAACACACUCUGCAGAGCAGGCAGGAAACAGAAACACACCUCUGCAGAGCAGGCAGGGAAACAGAAGCUGCACCUCAGCAGAGCAGGCAGGGAAACAGAGAAAAACACCUCAGCAGAGCAGGCAGGGAAACAGAAACACACCUCAGCAGAGCAGGCAGGGAAACAGAAAAACACACCAGCAGAGCAGGCAGGGAAACAGAAACACACCCUCAGCAGAGCAGGCAGGGAAACAGAAACACACCUCAACAGAGCAGGCAGGAAACAGAAACACACCUCAGCAGAGCAGGCAGGAAACAGAAACACACCUCAGCAGAGCAGGCAGGGAAACAGAAACACACCAGCAGAGCUGGCAGGGAAACAGAAACACACCUCAGCAGAGCAGGCGAAACAGAAAACACCUCAACAGAGCAGGCAGGGAACAGAAACACACCUCAGCAGAGCAGGCAGGGAAACAGAAACACACUCAGCAGAGCAGGCAGGGAAACAGAAAACACCUCAGCAGAGCAGGUGCAGGGAAACAGAAAACACACCUCAUGAGCAGGCAGGGAAACAGAAACACACAGCAGAGUUAGGCAGGGGAAACAGAAACACACACUCAGCAGAGCACGCAGACGGAAAUAGAAACACACCUCAGCAGAGCAGGACACGACAGAAACACACCUCAGCAGAGCAGACGGAAACAGAAAUACCUCAGCAGAGCAGGCAGGGAAACAGAAACACACCUAGGCAGAACAGGCAGGGAAACAGAAAUACACCUCAGCAGAGCAGGCAGGAAACAGAAACACACCUCAAGAGCAGGCAGGAAACAGAAAACACCUCAGCAGAGCAGGCAGGGAAACAGAAAAACACCUCAGCAGAGCAGGCAGGGAAACAGAAACACACCUCAGCAGAGCAGGCAGGGAAACAGAAACACACCUCUGCAGAGCAGGCAGGGAAACAGAAACACACCUCUGCAGAGCAGGCAGGGAAACAGAAACACACCUCAGCAGAGCAGGCAGGGAAACAGAAACACACCUCAGCAGAGCAGGCAGGGAAACAGAAAUACACCUCAGCAGAGCAGGCAGGGAAACAGAAACACACCUCAGCAGAGCAGGCAGGGAAACAGAAACACACCUCAGCAGAGCAGGCAGGGAAACAGAAACACACCUCAGCAGAGCAGGCAGGGAAACAGAAAAACACCUCAGCAGAGCAGGCAGGGAAACAGAAAAACACCUCAGCAGAGCAGGCAGGGAAACAGAAACACACCUCAGCAGAGCAGGCAGGGAAACAGAAACACACCUCGGCAGAGCUGGCAGGGAAACAGAAACACACCUCAGCAGAGCAG
Molecule: messenger RNA, 1505 nt
Organism: Oncorhynchus nerka (sockeye salmon)
Lineage: Eukaryota; Metazoa; Chordata; Actinopteri; Salmoniformes; Salmonidae
Exons: 1
Source: RefSeq, a predicted model, not a curated record